AUGUCAUCUAUUCAACAAAUCGCCGACAAGCUCGCCGUCCCUGACGCCCUCUAUCGCUUUUUCGCUGGCAUUGAUCACCGAGACAAAACCGUCCUGGCCUCUUCACUUGCAGAAAACGCGGUGUCCGAUUUCACGCGGGCAGGGGCAAAAGCCGGUUUUGAAUAUCCCGUCCUUGAAGGCAGAGAGACCAUCAUUUCGGCCCUGACGACAUCUCUCGCCUCACUUGAUACUAGUCACAAUGUCAGCAACCCACGGGUGACUCUGAACGGGGACAAGGCGUAUCUGGAGGCUCUGGUCGGGGCGCAGCACGUGCCCCGAGAUGAUUCGUCGCGUCACUACCUUAUGAUGAACCAUUAUAAGGUUGAUCUCAUAAGACAUGGCGAAGCAUGGGUUAUACUUACAUGCACGGUUGACAAUAUCUGGCGAGACGGCGACGUAGCUGUUCUGUCAAUGAUAUAG
Molecule: messenger RNA, 459 nt
Organism: Talaromyces rugulosus
Lineage: Eukaryota; Fungi; Ascomycota; Eurotiomycetes; Eurotiales; Trichocomaceae
Exons: 1
Coding region: 1-459 (152 amino acids)
Source: RefSeq, a predicted model, not a curated record